GGUAUGCAAGUCUGUUGUUGUUUUUAAGCCAAAUAUAAUACCUAGUAACGAAGGGAAGUGUGGCUCACGUUGCUAACAGCCAUUGCAAUAUAAUUUACAAGCCACUAGAGAGAGUGAUUUGAACGUAUUAGCUCUCCGGUGUCUUUACAGCACUGACACCUGUGAUAUGCUGCACACGUUAACAUAUCGGUAGUUUUAUCCCUUCUCAGGGUUACGAGCCAAGUAUCUUGGAGAAGGUGUGGAGUUGAUGCAAACGAUGUUUGCGCAUAUAAAGCAUGUGGUACCGAAAGGGGGAACCGUCUUUCUUGGCCAUGGCGCAACAUGGCAGGCAUCCAACUUAUGUAGGAAGAGUCUACAGGGUAUUCCGUAUACAUUUGCACAUACAGAGCAACGCUUGUUUACAAGUGCACAGACAUCAAUAUUUAGAAAUAUAGGGAGGCCCCGACGAAAUCCGAAUCAGAAAGGAACAAGUUUAGUAUAUAAGAGACACUGUAGAGGCGAGAAGAAAACACCCAGUGCUAAAGAGAAGACAGGCGAGGCUAAAUUGAAAGAGAAACCUGAAGGCGAAAAUGGGGUUAAGAACAAGGACGGCGGAAAACAAG
Molecule: messenger RNA, 602 nt
Organism: Sphaeroforma arctica JP610
Lineage: Eukaryota; Ichthyosporea; Ichthyophonida
Exons: 1
Source: RefSeq, a predicted model, not a curated record